CUGACGGACAUCGGUGCGCGUGUCUGUAAAGUGAUGUGUUAUCGAUCGAAGACAGACGAAUAACUGAUGAAUAUUCCCUGUUCGAUUAUCUGUCGCCGUGUCACAGCGGGGAGUGUCACCCAGCGUGAUGAUGAUGAUGAUGAUGAUGAUGAUGAUGGGGAGGAGGAGGAGGAGGAGGAGCUAGCGUCCAAUGACUAGCUGAAGUUGGUGUGUGAAGCUGGGACACAUGUGCAGCUGCUCAGGAAUAACGACGACACAGCAAAGAUCAUCCCAGUGGAGAAUCAACCAUGACUGUUUGAGAAGGACUGGUUUAGUGACGCUCACACCUCCCCGUUUCUUGUCUUCGUCCACACCCUCUCUAUUAUUUAGUUGUUCUAUUCUUCAGUUUCUGGUGCUGCCAGGAGUCCGCCUGUCCUGUUUAUCACUUUCCUGUUCAUCCUCGAGGCUGAAGGCUGUCAAUCCCUCAAAAUGGUCGCAGAGGCAGACACGGCGUCUCAGGGCAGCGGCGUGCGGCUGAAGCAGGAGAUUUCCCUCCUCCACGGUGUCUGUCUCAUCGUGGGAAAUAUGAUUGGUUCUGGCAUCUUUGUGUCACCCAAGGGAGUUCUCAUGUACACGGGUUCGUUUGGCCUGUCCCUGAUAGUGUGGGCGAUUGGAGGGGUAUUCUCUGUGUUCGGGGCGUUGUGCUAUGUUGAGCUGGGCACCACCAUCCGUAAAUCUGGAGCCUCCUACGCUUACAUCCUCGAGGCCUUCGGAGGUUUUGUGGCUUUCAUUCGACUGUGGACGUCGCUGUUGAUCGUUGAGCCAGCGUGUCAGGCGGUGAUAGCUCUGACCUUCUCCAUCUACCUGGUCCAACCCUUCUACCCUACCUGUCCAGCCCCCUAUGACGCGGUCCGCCUCAUCGCUGCCGGCAUCAUAUGUCUGCUGACUUGUGCGAACUCCAUGAAGGUGAAACUGGGUGCUCAUCUUCAGGUCAUCUCCACCGUAGCUAAGGUGCUAGCUCUUAUUGUCAUCAUCAUUACUGGCCUGGUGAAGCUGGCACAAGGUUUUGACCAGAACUUUGAGGACUCCUUCAAAGGCUCCAAGCUGGACCCGGGUAACAUGGCCCUGGCCCUCUAUUCAGCACUUUAUUCCUACUCAGGCUGGGACACACUCAACUACAUCACAGAGGAGAUCAAAAACCCGGAGAGGAAUCUGCCGUUGUCCAUCGCCAUCUCCAUGCCUAUUGUGACAGUGAUCUACAUCUUGACCAAUGUAGCUUACUACGCUGUCUUGGAUGUGGACAAAGUGCUCAGCAGUGAGGCCGUUGCUGUGACGUUUGCAGAUGGGGUGCUGGGCUGGGCUCGAUGGCUGAUCCCUCUGUCUGUGGCCAUUUCCUGUUACGGAGGCCUCAACUCCUCCAUCAUCGCUGCUUCCAGGCUGUUCUUUGUUGGUUCCAGAGAAGGCCACCUACCAAAUGUGCUGUGCAUGAUCCACGUUAAGCGUUUCACCCCAAUUCCUGCCCUACUCUUCAAUGGCGCCAUGUCUCUAUUCUUCCUGGCUGUGCCUGACGUUUUCCAGUUGAUCAACUACUUCAGUUUUAACUAUUGGUUGUUCAUCGGCCUGUCAAUAGCCAGCCAGAUCUACCUUCGCUUCAAAGCUCCUGAUAUGCACCGCCCCAUUAAGCUGUCUUUGUUCUUCCCGAUCGUUUACUGCCUGUGCAGCAUAUUCCUGGUAGUGGUUCCCCUCUACAGCGACACUAUUAACUCUCUGGUGGGAAUCGCCGUGGCGCUGUCCGGUGUACCGGUCUACUACCUUUGUCUCCACCUGCCGCCCAAAUCCAGGCCAGCCUUCUUGAGAAAAGCUCUUGAAAAACUCUCUCUGUACACCCAAAAAGUGUGCAUGUGUUGUGUGGCCUCGCCUGACAUCGACCUGGACAACGUAGACCCAGACAAAAUCGAAUGAUGGAGCGACAAAGGACUCUGUGAAAUCCUGUACGGAGCGGAGGAAGAGGACGGAUGAACACAAAGGACGUUGCAGACAAUCAGGUUUUAGACGAGUAUGUAGUUUAUAUCAAAGGAAGACGGGUGGAGAGAAGAGUUCUCUCUCACACACGAGCGAUAGGAAUAAAGAAGUGGGAUUAAAAUGUUGUAGAUGAAAACCCUCCAAUGCACAGCACAAUACAGAUGAACUCAGUGGAACUCAUGUACAUUAACACUCUAGCACAGUUUUUGGUUCACACGCACACUUGAGAACCUGAGGGAUCUCAGACUAAACAAAACUUACAACCUGCAGAUAUUUAUUCACAAACAGCUUACUGCAGAAAAUACACAAGUGGACUUUAAAGAUGUUUGUUGAAUUUGUUCCAUGUGUGGCAUAAUGUCAUGUUGACAGAGUAAGUUACUGUAGCUCAUGUGAAUAUGUGAAAAACGAGCCCAGAUGGUUCCAAACCUUUUUUUAGCUGGUGAGUCUUAAGGUCCAGUGUGUGAGAUUUAGUGGCAUCAAGUGGUGAAAUGGCAGAUUGCAUACAGCUGAAUUACACUUGUGAAAGGCAGUGUUUGGUUUUGGCUGACUCUGUGGAAGAGGACAAUUAAUGUUUGUUCUGAAGAAACAAAAGUACACUUCUUAUUUUCAGGUGACAAAACAUAGUCAUGCAUAUUCCAUUCUGCCAAUAAAUCUCCUUAAAUCUUCCACACUGGAGCUGUUUAAAAUACAGCUUGUGUCUCCUCCUUGCAAAAGUCACAGGAUGGUGACCAAUUCAACCAAACAUUUUACCUCUAAUUUAAACAUUUUUAGAGCUUUUUUUUUUUUUUAAAGUAAGCUUGUGACCCAGUGGUGGGUCCUAACACUGGUUUAAAGCUACAGACACACACACACGUGAAAUCAACACUGGCAAAGCAGAUUAACAGUGCGUGUUGUUGAAACCAGUAAAACAGACUACAAUCUAGCAAACUGGUUUCCGUGUGCUGCGCUGCAAUGCCCAUGUUUCACCUCGACAGGCGACUGUCACUCAUGUGAUCACUAAUAGUCCUUAGACCAUAGUCUAGAUGCUGAACGGUACAGACUCCAAGGUCCUCCCACUGCAGCAGCAUCAGAGAGGUUAUUUCCAGUGUCUGUGGUACUAAUACAUUUAUUAUAGUUUUUUUAGUUUUGACUUUAUACAUCAUCUGUAUGGGUAUGGCAGCCAGUCCACAUCCAAAAACAUUGUUCUUGGACUCGUUAAAAGAACCUCUGUAAACUGCAGCAAAUUUGCACACGUUGCAUGUUCAGUUUUGUUUUUACUGUUUUCGAAAAGCUUUCUGCUGCGGUCAGACUACGCAGAAUAUCGGUCUGUUAAGAUGGUCACUGUGUCAGAUUGGGUGGUUCUAGUCAUCCGUGCUUGACGUAUCACAUGACAAGACCACACAUUGCUUCCCAAAUCACGAUGUACACAAACAGUAAGGUGUGUUUGUGUGAUGUGGCCGCCCUGUCUUUGUAAAAAUGUCUGAAGGAAAAAAAAAAGGAGCCUUUACUCUGUUGCAGAGCUCUUCCUCUCUUGUGUGGCCAUGUUUACAGAUGUUUCUUCAUUGGGAUGAUGGGAAGCGUCCCAAUUAUGACACACCACACAAAAAUAAAGGAUUCCAUCCUGGAACUCAUUGACAUUCCUGAACAGACCUGAUGCCCUGUGUUAGGUUGGGCAGUAAUUAGACUGAUAUUGUGUAGUCUGACCAAAUGUUUAGUUGUGGAGGCGUUAGGAUAUAACCUUAGUGGAGAGGGCUGAAGCUUUUGGGACAUCAAAUGUCUGGCUGGUUGCAGAGCAAACGGAGCAAUGAUUUCUCCUCCUAGUUACAAGAGCACUGACUCAGGACAGAUUGAAUUCAUCUGUGUGUAGUUCAGGUGUGUGCCGUCUGCCCCAGAGCUCAGAAGACUCCAGAGGCUUUGUAAUCAGCCAGAGCUAGUUUAGGAGGAGAAAGAGAUUAUUCACAAAAGUGCUGUUUUCUUUUUGUUUUGUUUUUAUAUUUGGUAAUCCAAUGAAUAUGAUCAUAAAUCUGUCGGCGUACUGCAUGAAGCCAAAUCCUUCUAAAUCUUCUGGGCUGUAUUUGGUUUCUGAUGCCUCCUUGUGGUAGCUAACAACAACUUCCAGAGAUGAGAUGCUGUUACUGUCACCUUGUUACUUUGUUCUGUUUUCAAUGCUUUACAAACACAGACUGGUGAGAGGAAUGUAAAAUGUCCUGGAUGUAGAAAACAUGACCCGAGACUCCUGGGUAACGUUGUUCUUCAGUCUUUGUAGAUACAAACCUCAGGAUCAACUAUGCUGACGUGCACACGUUGUUGCUGAUAUUUAUCUUUCUAUUUUUACCCACUGUUGUCUUCACAGUUUGUAUAUCACGUGAGAUGUUUAAUGUAAUGUUGCCUUGUGAAUAUAUCACCAACCUGGACCAUUAGAGAGUUCAUAAUAACCAAAGGUCUUAAAACAGGCUGAGAGUUGGACCAUCUUUGUGAGUCUAUAGCAAAGUGUCUCUGCUUUCUAGUGACAAAAUUCCAACUGUAGUGUUUAGUCCAGCUAGAAACGAGUCUGUUGUCUUUGAAAUGCUCCUUAUACGUGCCUUCUGUGAGUAAUCUGCCAAAGGCCCCGUCUAUUGUUUUUAAUAUUGUAAUGUUUUGUGUGUGCACACAGUGUGUUGAGCACAGUCCUAUUCACGACAUGUUGCUGUAGGUUUUGCCAAAUGUUUUUCACGUGGUCAAACUGAACGUGUUAUUAAGUUCAGUUGGAGAUGUUCAGGCCUUAAGCAUCUUAAAGCACUUCCACAACACCAGCCAACAGAAGAAGCACACAUUAGUUUAACGUUGCUUUCACUAGGGCCGGCAUUUAAACUAGACCGCUUUGUGUGUUUAUUAAAAAGAGAACCACCAUACAUAUAUCUGCAGUAAAACUGAAUAUUUUAAUGCAUUCCUAUAUUGUUAUGAAGUUAUUAUAUACUCAGAAAACUUGGUGCAGUAAAAUGUUGUGUGUGUGUGUGUGUGUGUGUGUGUGUGUGUGUCUGUGUGUGUGUGUGAGAGAGAUUCUGUACUCGAUGAAUUGUAUUAAAGCACUCGCUUUACUGAUUGAUUGUUUGUAUUUAUCAUAUUUUGGGCAUGGACAAACCAAACUGCACAAUAUGCUAUUCAGUGGAGGACGUCUUCAGCCCAGACAGAGGACGGAAAGUUCUGUUUUCAUUUGAAUAAAAGCGAUCACAGGCUCUGUGUUUCACUGACCUGCAACCGCAAGUGACUGCCAGCAGACAUUUUGAACCUGUGCUUUGCAUUGGACUCUCUACAGCCACUAGAGGUCAUGGUCUCAUUACGCUUUAUGAAAUCCUGUCAAACUGCAGCUCAAGUUAUUUUUGGUUCAUUUAGGUCCAGCAUUUGUUUUUGUAAACUGAAUCUACAGUUUUCCAAACUUCAGUCUGGUCUUUCUAGAAGAUCAUUUCAAGAUGUUCAAUUAUUAUAUUUCCUUUUUUUUUAGUGUCAAAGUGGGGCUGAAAGACUUAAGUGGUUAGUCUGACAGAAAUUGAUCUACAGUAUUGGAACUCUUUUGGUUAAUUGUUAUUUUCCAACCAAAAAUGUUUUAACAUUCAGCAUUGUUUCAGCUUAGUAAAUUUGUGAUUAAUAAAUGUGGUUAAUUCAA
This is a messenger RNA of Larimichthys crocea (large yellow croaker), 5623 nucleotides long. Its product is annotated as Y+L amino acid transporter 2-like. Gene Ontology annotation, molecular function: L-amino acid transmembrane transporter activity; basic amino acid transmembrane transporter activity. The record is from RefSeq and is a predicted model, not a curated record. The coding region runs from base 469 to 1941 and encodes 490 amino acids. The transcript is spliced from 12 exons. NCBI's taxonomy places the organism in Eukaryota, Metazoa, Chordata, Actinopteri, Sciaenidae. Gene Ontology annotation, cellular component: membrane. Gene Ontology annotation, biological process: amino acid transmembrane transport.